This is a messenger RNA of Mesocricetus auratus (golden hamster), 2545 nucleotides long. RefSeq names its product lipase family member N (gene Lipn). Bases 441 to 1643 code for a protein of 400 amino acids. NCBI's taxonomy places the organism in Eukaryota, Metazoa, Chordata, Mammalia, Rodentia, Cricetidae. Gene Ontology annotation, molecular function: hydrolase activity, acting on ester bonds. The transcript is spliced from 10 exons. Gene Ontology annotation, biological process: lipid metabolic process. The record is from RefSeq and is a predicted model, not a curated record.
AGCACCGGCAUGAAAAGGUUGCUGAUUCUCUCAACAGUGACAGACGCUAACUGCAAACAUCAGUGAGAUUCAGCCAAACUGGUUAUUUGACAUCAUGUAGACCACUAUUUCCCAAUCUGCAUGUGCAUCAUGUAUUCAGUGUGCCGAGGAGACGCCUUGGGCGUGUCAUAGUCCAAGGUUUCCUCAUUUCCACCAGCUUCCUGUUUGUCAUUUCUGUAGCUUCUAACUGUCACUACAGCUGUAUCUCACUCUUCAGCCUGAUGUCAAAAGCAAAAGUUCGGAAGUUCUCUGAACAGGGCAAGCUCACCUAACUAGGUAAGAUGGAGAUUCAUCACCAGAAGGCUGAUGAGAGUGGCCAUAAUAUGCAAGGGUUCUGCAAUGAGGCUGUCCAUGCCAUCCUAGAUCUGCCACCUGUGGUUCUCUGACCUUGGCUAGAUCGCAUGCCUAUGAUGUGGUUAUUUUUAACAACAGCUUGUUUGAUACGUGGAACUUUAAGUGUUAGUGAACUCCUGGAUUUGGAAAAUGAAGUGAAUCCGGAAGUGUGGAUGAAUGCUAGUGAAAUCAUCAUCUACAAUGGCUACCCCAGUGAAGAGUAUGAAGUCACCACUGCAGAUGGGUACAUUCUCACCCUCAACAGGAUUCCCCAUGGGAGAGCACAAGCUGGACACACAGGUCCCCGGCCAGUUGUGUAUCUGCAGCAUGCCUUGUUUGCAGACAACGCCUACUGGUUUGAGAAUUUCGCCAAUGGAAGCCUUGGGUUUCUUCUAUCAGAUGCGGGCUAUGAUGUGUGGAUGGGAAACAGUAGGGGGAACACUUGGUCAAGAAGACACAAAACUCUCUCAGCAAACGAAGAGAAAUUCUGGGCUUUUAGCUUUGAUGAAAUGGCCAAAUACGACCUCCCGGGGAUAAUAGACUUUAUUGUAAAUAAAACAGGUCAAGAAAAGUUGUACUUCAUUGGACAUUCACUUGGCACUACAAUAGGGUUUAUAGCCUUUUCCACCAUGCCUGAACUGGCACAAAGAAUCAAAAUGAAUUUUGCCUUGGGUCCUGUGAUCUCAUUCAAAUAUCCCACAAGCAUUUUUACCAGUUUUUUUCUACUUCCAAAUUCCAUAAUCAAGCAUAUUUUUGGUACCAAAGGUUUCCUUUUAGAAGAUAAGAAGGCAAAGUCAUCUUACAUCAAAAUCUGCAGUAGAAAGCUACUCCGACCAAUAUGCAGUGAGUUUAUGUCCCUGUGGGCUGGAUUCAACAAAAAAAAUGUGAAUAUGAGUCGAUUGGAUGUAUACUUGUCACAUGCUCCCACAGGAUCAUCAAUACAGAACAUCCUGCAUAUAAAACAGCUUUACCGAUCUGAUGAAUUCAGAGCUUAUGACUGGGGAAGUGAAGCAGAAAAUAUGAAUCACUACAACCAGAGUCGUCCUCCCAUCUAUGACCUGACUGCCAUGAAGGUGCCCACUGCCAUUUGGGCUGGUGGACAUGAUGCCCUCAUAACACCUCAAGAUGUAGCCAGGGUACUUCCCCAAGUUACAAAUCUCCGCUACUUCAAACUGUUUCCAGAUUGGAACCAUUUUGAUUUUGUCUGGGGUCUUGAUGCCCCCCAAAGGCUAUACAGUAAAAUCAUAGGUUUGAUGAGGGAGUAUCUCUAAAUCCAAUCCAAUUUUCAGUCAUGAAAGGCUUUAGGAAAAACACUGAUGAGUGGUGAGGUUGCCUGCAGCAUUGAUUUGCUAUUGCUGAAGUGUUCCUGAGUCGCCAUACUCCACCCAGAAAAGAUCUGAAAUGUGCUUCUCAAAGAAAUAUCUAAAUCUGAAAUUUCAGGGCCAUAUCCCCUUGACGAGGAUUCAGAAGCAGGCUCUCUUAUUAAACCAAGAUUAUCUAGUGAACAUUUCUCUGCAAAAGGUAUAAUUGAAAGAAUUGUUAAAAGAGGAUUUUACCAAAAGCUGAGGGUGUUAUCAAUCCUCUCUCUCUUCAACUGGACCCUGGGAGCUCCACCCAGUGCUUAGCUGUGGAUCUCUGCAUCUGCUUCCAUCAGUUAGUGGAUGAAGAUUCUAUGAUGAUAACCAGGUAGUCAUCAAUCCAAUUACAGGGGAAGACCAGUUCAGGCACCCUCUCUACUGAUGCUUAUGGUCUUAGCUGGCGUCAUCCUUGUGAAUGCCUGAGAAUUACCCUGAUGUCAGGUUUGAGCAAAAGUGUCAGGAUCAGUUUGGGGAUACCCACAGGAACAGCUGGCCUGAGCUAGUGAGAGCUCACUGACUCUGGACUGACAGCUGGGGAACCUGCAUAGGACCAAACUAGGCCCUCUGAAUGUGGGUGACAGUUGUGUGACUUGGGCAGUCUGCAGGCACUGACAGUGUAACCAGGAUUUAUCCCUAGUGCUUGAACUGGCCUUUUGGAGCCCAUUUUCUUUGUAGGGAUAUCCUGCUCAGCCUAGACGCAAGGGGGAUGGAGGACCUUGGUCCUGCCUCAAAGUAAGAAGUUCCUUGACUCCCCAUGGGAAUCUUUAUCCUCUCUGAGGAGUAUGGAUAGGGAUGAAAUGGGGGAAGGAGGAGGU